Molecule: messenger RNA, 871 nt
Organism: Meloidogyne enterolobii
Lineage: Eukaryota; Metazoa; Nematoda; Chromadorea; Rhabditida; Meloidogynidae
Source: the annotation of a GenBank genome assembly
UUCAAUAGCUUUAUUUUAAAAUUUAGUCGUUGCACUUCUGCGCAUUCCUUCUCUUCUUUAACUCCGUCUAGUUCUUCGGCUGUUUUUACAACUGAUUUUUCUGACCAUUCAAAUGCAGCCCCGGCACUUGAUACAAAACAAAUUGAAUUUUUCCUCUCUAAACGUGAAGAUAGUUUAACUACAAUUACAACAACAUUAAGUGAUGAAAUGGAUAAUUUAAAUGAAAGUCAAUCAAAACAAACAAAUCCAUCAACAAAUAUUCAGCAGCAACGAUCUGUUGAUCAACCCUUCCCUCCUCCUCUUUCUUCCAUUUCUACUGUAAAAACAAGUGCAGGAGGAGGAAAUAAUAUUUUGAGAAAUUCACAAAAAAUAUUUCGAAGUGCAGAUACUCGUUCUUCUAUUUUUUCUGUUUCUUCAUCUCUUGAUUCUACAAAAGAAGAAAAAAUUAUUUCAAAUUUUGAACACACAAAAACAAGUAAUAGAGUUGUUGUACUCCCUAAACCUUCAUAUAAUAACCAAUUAACACGUCCUUCGUUGUAUCCUGAAACUUCAAAUGUUUUACUAACAAAUGAAGAAGAAAAGAUAAUUGAAAGUAGUGGACGAUCGGUGAGAAAAUAAAUUGUAUAUAUAAUAAAUCCUUGUUAGUAACGACCCUCUCAAGAGCUUUCGAUAUCUCUCCGAACUCCCGAUAUCCCGUUAAUCCCACAAAAUUCAUCUUUCUCAUAAUCCGAUAGUAGAUCCAUAUGGACGAGGAGAGAAUGAGAGUGAUGUAAAAUGAUUUAGGUGGAUUAGGGGGAUAACAGGGGAUUAGAGGAUUAAGUGUAUAUAGGUAAAUUUGGAUGGUUUGGAGGAGAUAUUGAGCGUUUAGGAG